AUGGUGUGCAUACGACCGGCAACCGUGGAGGAUCUGGCCGCCAUGCAGCAUUGCAAUCUCAUGUGUCUCCCGGAGAACUAUCAGAUGAAAUACUACGUCUACCACGCCGUUUCGUGGCCGACACUUUUACACGUCGCGGAGGAUCGCGGGAAAAUAGUCGGAUACGUUCUCGCCAAGCUCGACGAGGAGUCUCCCAAAGUAGCUAAAGGACACAUCACCUCGUUAUCGGUUCUCAGGACGCAUAGAAAAUUAGGCAUAGCCGCAAAGUUGAUGAUUGCCGCGAACGACGCGUUAAUGACCACGUACAAAACAGAAAGUUGCUCGUUACACGUUCGCGUUUCGAACAAAGCUGCGCUCCAUUUAUACGUGGACACGUUAGGAUACGAAAAUACGGGUACGGAGAAGGCGUAUUAUGCGGAUGGAGAAGACGCCCAUAACAUGCGCCUUACGUUCAAAUACGGCUUGAAGGAUCAAGGAUUGACAGAUGACGAGAUGAAAGUGCUGGAGAGGUUGGGUUUGUUAGACGUGAAGUGA
Messenger RNA from Bathycoccus prasinos, 534 nucleotides. RefSeq lists its product with no specific name. Gene Ontology annotation, cellular component: NatA complex. The record is from RefSeq and is a predicted model, not a curated record. Bases 1 to 534 code for a protein of 177 amino acids. Gene Ontology annotation, biological process: N-terminal peptidyl-glutamic acid acetylation. Gene Ontology annotation, molecular function: protein N-terminal-serine acetyltransferase activity; protein-N-terminal-glutamate acetyltransferase activity. Lineage: Eukaryota; Viridiplantae; Chlorophyta; Mamiellophyceae; Mamiellales; Bathycoccaceae. The transcript is spliced from 2 exons.